CCAAACCACUACAACAGAGGAACAAAAAGGGGCGGAGGGUUUAGAGGGCAUGUUUAAAACUUGCUUGGAUAAAGAGGCAGGAGACUGGAGAUACUCUGCCAGAGACAUACAGAGUUAUACAUUCACUUGUGUUUCAGCAAGCAGGUCACCGAUCAGUUGCAAGAUAAGCUCAGACUCUGAACUGUUCUUGAUUUGGACAAGAAGUCACAGACACUGAAGCUACAGAGGCCAGAGUGAUGGGGAUACAUCCGACUCUGGCAUUCUUCCUGCUGUUUUCUGCAACUCUGUCUUCCAGCUGUGAUGGUGGGAAAGUGCUGGUUUAUCCUAUAGAUGGGAGCCACUGGCUGAACAUGAAAAUCCUUGUGGAGGCACUUCAUUCAAGGGGACAUCAAAUCACUGUGAUACGUACCUCCACCAGCUGGUAUGUUUCUGAAUUCUCACCCCAUUACACCUCCAUCACGGUCAUCCAGGAACAACCCCAAAACAUAGAAAGCCAAGACUUCAUGACCUCUUUCUUGGAAAGGUCACUUGAGAUCCACCGGAAUGAAGGUUCCCUAUGGGCAUUUUUUGAAUUUUAUAGCAAUGUUUUCAGCAUGGUCGGAGAAAGUCAUAAAGCUGUGGCAAAAGUGGUCAACAGCAUCUUUGAGAAUAAGACAAUGAUUAGGGAGCUGAAUGAAACUGGAUAUGAUCUUUUCCUGACUGACCCUGUUUUUCCAGCUGGAGUGAUUUUGGCACACUAUUUCCAGCUUCCCUUGGUUCUCAAUGUGCGCUGGAUUACCAUUGGGGAGGCACACUUUGCCAUCGCUCCAUCUCCACUGUCCUACAUUCCUGUAUUAUUUUCCCAAUACUCUGACAAGAUGGACUUUUUUCAAAGAAUCAAUAAUCUAAUCUAUCACGGCAUGUUGAUUUACAUGCACUACUAUGUCUCCAUUCCACCAUACCAGCCUAUAUGCGACCAUUAUUUUGGAAAAGGUGUCACUGCCAUGACUCUAACACAAGAAGCUGAUCUCUGGCUAAUGCGGGUUGACUUUACUUUCGAGCUCCCUCGUCCCACCAUGCCCAAUGUUGUCUACAUCGGAGGCUUCCAGGGUAAGCUUUCGAUGCCGCUUCCACCACAUUUUGAAGAUUUUAUGGAGAGUUCUGGUGAACAUGGGGUAAUCGUCAUGACCCUGGGGACCUUGCUUGGUGACCUCGGCCCUGAGAAAUCAGAGAUCAUUGCCUCAGCAUUUGCCAGCCUCCCUCAGAAGGUUGUGUGGAGACAUGUUGGGAAAAGACCAGUCUCUCUGGGAAACAACACUAUGCUGGUUGAAUGGCUGCCUCAAAAUGAUAUACUAGGUCACCCUAAAACAAAGGUUUUCAUCACACAUGGGGGCACUAAUGGCCUCUAUGAGGCCAUCUACCACGGGGUUCCAGUUUUGGGCAUUCCUCUCAUCUUUGACCAGUAUGACAACAUGGUGCGCAUGAGGGCCAGGGGGGUGGCUGAGAUAGUUGAGGUGACAACACUGGAUGUUGAGUCUUUCACAAGCGCUCUGAAAAAUAUUCUCAACCCAGAAAAGGCCUACAAGCAGAAUAUGCUCAAACUGUCACAGCUUCAUCAUGACAAACCAAUGAAACCUCUUGACAGUGCAGUUUUCUGGAUGGAGUACGUCAUGAGGCACAAGGGUGCAGCACAUCUGCGCACGGAGUCAUAUAAGCUACCAUGGUAUGCCUAUUAUUGUGUAGAUGUGAUGGCAGUUUUCAUAGCUUUUGGGUUGAUUAUCACUGCAUUGUUCUGGGUUUCCUGUAGAUGUUUCAUAAGAUGUUUGAUGAGAACCAAGAAGUCCAAGCAAGAAUAGUAACAUGAUGACAAUGGAAGCAUGGCACUGUAAGUGUUCUAAAAACUUUGGGAUAGCAGCAAUGAAUAACUUUUAGGAUUUGGAUAGAUAGCUUUCUAACCCAAAGGCCAACAUUUUAAAAAAGUUGUUGUGUAAUUUAAAAUUAAAGAACGGAAACAAAUGGCCUAUUUUUCCAUACAAACAUGUGCCUGUUUAUAUUAUGAUCCUUGCAAAAGUUUCACAUUGUUAUUCUUAUUAUUGCUUUCAGUCAUUUCCGUGAGUCAUCAUGAUUUUGUAUGUUGCAGUGCUUGCAAUUACAAAAUAUUGUCAAAAUAAAGCCAUCUUUGUUUUU
Molecule: messenger RNA, 2166 nt
Organism: Acanthochromis polyacanthus (spiny chromis)
Lineage: Eukaryota; Metazoa; Chordata; Actinopteri; Pomacentridae
Product: UDP-glucuronosyltransferase 2B20-like
Exons: 2
Coding region: 237-1835 (532 amino acids)
Molecular function (GO): UDP-glycosyltransferase activity
Source: RefSeq, a predicted model, not a curated record